GCAACUUCCAGUCUUCUUCUUAUUCUCUUUCAAUCAUUCUCUCUCUCUCUUUCUAUCUUUCCCUCAUACACACACAGAGGGGUAUCACUAAUGGAGGUCUCAUCAACAUCAUCCCCGUGUUCAAAACCAGAACAAAUUAUGCAAAACUCCCCUCCCAUAAUCUCAUCUCCUAGGUUUCAGCAUCAGACAAGAUCUUCUCCUCAUCAUGAACAGCAUCAAAAUCUCUCAAAUCCUUACCCAACAACAUUUGUUCAAGCAGAGACUUCCACUUUCAAACAAGUUGUUCAGAUGCUUACGGGCUCCUCUUCCACCGAUACCAACACUGGAAAACACCACGAAGCUCCUUCUCCGGUGAACAACAACAAAGGAGGUUUCUCAAUCCCACCCAUCAAGAAAACCAACAGCUUCAAGCUCUACGAAAGAAGACAAAACAAUAACAACAACAUGAUUGCUAAGAAUGAUCUAAUGAUCAACACUUUAAGGCUUCAAAACUCCCAGAGGUUGAUGAUCAACAAUGGUCAUCAAAGCCCAAUAUUCUCUCCGAGGAACAGCUCAUCAGAGAAUGUUCUUCUGUCUCCAAGCAUGCUAGAUUUCCCUAAGCUAGGGCUAAACAGUCCCGUUACGCCACUGAGAAGCAACGAUGACCCAUUCAACAAGUCAUCUCCUUUAUCUUUAGAGAGCUCAUCUGAAGAAGACAAAGCCAUUGCUGAAAAAGGAUUUUAUCUUCAUCCUUCUCCAGUUUCAACUCCUAGAGACGCUCAGCCUCUGCUUCUUCCUCUUUUUCCGGUCACUUAUCCGAGGAAUCCAUAAAUCCUGACGAGUGUUCACAUUCUAUAUUUAUGAUAUUAAGUUUAAUAUAUUCUCGGAUUUAGUUUUUAACUAUAACUAAGAUAUAUAAGUUCUUAAAUGGAGUGACUGUAAUAUUUAUGCGGUUUUUUAUAUUCAAUAUUUUGUUUCAAUUUAUCUAAAUGGAAGGUAGAUAUAUUCAUGAACCAUG
Messenger RNA from Eruca vesicaria subsp. sativa (arugula), 997 nucleotides. NCBI's taxonomy places the organism in Eukaryota, Viridiplantae, Streptophyta, Magnoliopsida, Brassicales, Brassicaceae. The record is from the annotation of a GenBank genome assembly.